AUGUACAAGGCCGUCAUCCUGCCGACGCUACUGUACGGAGCGGAGACCUGGACGGUGUACACGAGGCAGGCACGUCGACUAAACCACUUCCACCUCAGCUGUCUCCGCCGCAUCCUGAGGCUGAACUGGCAGGACCGCAUCCCCGACACCGAAGUGCUGGAAGGGACGGGAAUUCUGAGCAUCUACUCCAUGUUGAGACAAAUGCAGCUGCGCUGGAGCGGCCAUCUGGUGCGCAUGGACGACGAGCGACUACCCAAACGACUCUUCUACGGAGACGUCGCGACGGGUUCUCGUCGUCAAGGAGGCCAAAUUCGCCGUUACAAAGAUACCCUGAAGUCCUCCCUGAAGCGCCUGCACAUCAACCCGACCAACUGGGAAGAGCUCGCCCGCGAUCGUCCGACAUGGAGGAGAACAGUGAAGACGGGCGCUGCUAUCUACGAAGCCCACCGCAUCGCCGCCGCCAAAGUUAAACGCGAAGCCCGCAAAUCACAACUUCGCCCAAUACGCAACGCCGCCGCACAACCUCUCCCUACGUGUCCUCGAUGUCAACGGACAUUCCGGGCACGAAUCGGACUUGUUGGACAUCUUCGAACCAACUGCACCUCUCGAACUGCUCCAGCCAUCGUCCCCCCGCCCGCCUCUUCCUCGUCCUCUCUUCCGCCAACUAACUCUGACACUCCUUCUGCACCACCACUUCCAUCCUCCUCCUUCUCCUCCACUGCCCCAACGGUAGCCGUUCAGGCUGCCAUCUCACACAUCGCCAACCACGACACAGCAACCGCAACCACCCCCACCUGCCCUCACUGCGACCGCACCUUCACCUCACACAACGGCCUGAUCGGUCACUUGCGAAUCCAUCGCACAGAGACUGGUGAACCAGUGCCUGGAGCACCAACCUACACCCACCGCACUCGCCUCCACUGCCCACAAUGCCCUCGCACCUUCCGGCAUCGCAUGGGUCUAUUCGGCCACAUGCGCAUCCACGACGACCUGCGGUAG
Messenger RNA from Spirometra erinaceieuropaei, 999 nucleotides. The record is from the annotation of a GenBank genome assembly. Lineage: Eukaryota; Metazoa; Platyhelminthes; Cestoda; Diphyllobothriidea; Diphyllobothriidae.